Molecule: messenger RNA, 2165 nt
Organism: Glycine soja
Lineage: Eukaryota; Viridiplantae; Streptophyta; Magnoliopsida; Fabales; Fabaceae
Exons: 2
Coding region: 792-1817 (341 amino acids)
Source: RefSeq, a predicted model, not a curated record
CGAGAGCAUGAAAAUGUAUUUAUUCACUUUUGCCUCUAGGUGUAGUUGUUCCCCGAUACUCGAGAUUGAGAGUAGUUACAAGAAUCUGCACACCGGGUAUAUAGGGAUAUCGUUACAUGGGAUUGGGUAUCACAGUGGUACAACCUUGGAUCAAGCCUUUUCGUGGUUCUCUAUCUCAAUAGGUUUUGAAAUAGGUCAAAAUAUUGAACGUUUAAAACUUGAGACCCAAUUCAGUCUUGGUUCGGUUCAACUUAAAAUCCAAAUGAAUUCGACUAUCCAACCUAAAAUGUGGUUUCUUUCUUGGUUUACGUUGGGUUGACCAUGUUCACUGGUUAACCUAUUGUCACUUAUACUCUUAUUUUUGCUUGAAGAUAACACCUAUCAGUAGAUCCUCAUAUUAGUCCUUGAGAUAGUAAGUAUUAAUAAUUGUUUUAGUUUCUGACUUUUUUAAAUACUCUUUAGUUUGAUACCUAAUAUUCAUUAAGUACUCGAACUCGAAGGCUUAGGUCAUUUGAAUUCUCAAAUUUUCCCCGAGUGAUUUGUUUUGAGUUUUGACUUUGAGUUGUUGCAUUGCGUGUUGGAGAGUCCCAGUCUCAGGAUUAUUUUAGAGAUGGCGACAAAAUGUUAACUGCCACUUUUGGGCAGUCUCAACUACUCAAAGUAUUAAUUUUGAUCUUCUUCUUCAAACUACAAUUUUAAAGCGCAAAUAGACUGAGCAACAGUCUCCCGAGAGAGAGAGAGAGAGAACAAAUAAUAAGAUCACCGUUAAGAAAACAAGACAAAACAGAAGAAUGGAGUAUCAAUCUUUUGGAAGAGUCCCAAGACCAAAAGGUGCUAACAUAAUGCAGGCAUUGAAGGUGAUGCUAAUUUUGGCUGUUGGUGCCUGGCUGAUAUAUCAGGUCAAGCACUCAAGAAACAAUACAGAGAACUAUAGCGAUCAAACCAAGCUUGAUGAAGGACAUGGAGUUAUUUUGUUGGGGCGAAAAGGGAUGCCAUCACGGUUAGAUCAAAUGGAUUUUCCUGACUCAGGAAAUGUAGAUUUUGCAGGAGAAGCUAAAGAGUCAAGUAGUGGCAGGGAUGAUGAGUCUGAUGGAGCCAAGGAAGAUAAGGCUGAAGAAGAGUUUGGACAUAUCAAUGAGAUAUUCGGCAGAGGAAAAGAAGUGGAACUUGAACCAGAAAGUACUCAACCUGAGGAAUCAUCCAAAAUUCAACACAAACAUUUGUGCAAAACAAAAUCUGAAAAGGUUGGUUUAGAAUCAAGAAGUGAGUCAGGUCACAAGGAGCAUGGCAAUGAGAAAUACCGAAACAGACCGAUAAUAAAUGAUUCUAAAAGUAGCAACAAAGAAGAAGAUGUACAACUCAGGGAACAGCUAAAUGAAGUGCAUGUUAGAAAGAAUGCUACAUCAGGUUUCUCAAAAAAGGAGAAUGAUGGGGAUGAAGGGUCCAGAAUUAGAGAAAAGGAAACCAGGAAGCACAAAAAUGUGGCCGAGAAUGACACAAAUGCUGAAGUGACAGAGGAAAUAGAUGAGGUCCAAAGCUUUCAUGAUGAAAAUGGUGUCCCACCUGAUGUUAAUGAAACUGAAAUAGUGUUUGCCCAGGCACACAUCGUGCAUGAAGAAAACAUUUCAAAUGUUCGCAAAGGAAGUUGGCUUAGAAAACACACUUAUGAAGUCACAUAUGUUGAAGAUAACAUUGUUGAAGUGAAUUUGGAAGCAUCGAAGAACGAUGCUGAUGUUGAAAGUAAUACAGAAAGUAUUGCUCAUGUCGACAUUUCAGGCGUCAAAUGCAAUUCAGAAAUCAGUGAGGGAAAUAGCUAGUUUGGUUUUAUUAGAUUAUGUUUCUCAUCAUUGUAAUUUGUAAACCAGAGUGUUCAUAGAUGCCACUUUUCAUUACAAAAAAAAUUAAAAAUAAAAAUUACAGAGCUGUAAGGAGUAAGCUCCUAGGCUAUAGAUGAUGGUCUUUUUUCUUUAAUUCAUGGCUAUGUAUGAUGUGAUUGUACAUACAUAGGGAAUGGUAACAUUGCAGAUCUUUUUCUUGAAGAGAUCACUAGCUGCACAAUUCGGACGAGGUUUCAUUUAUGCAGCAUUCUUUUUCUUGGAUUUGAAAACCUGUAUAGGCUAAAGAUCAAUGUAACUGUUGUGAAUGACACUUUUGUUUUCCGGUUA